UCUCUUUGGUUCACAGCCUCAGCCAGCGUCCCGCUGCAACUUCUCAGAGCUGCGCUGUGCAGACCGUGCAAUCUGUGCACGAUCUGCACAGGUUGCAGCAGCCCUCGAAGAACGCGCAUCUGUGCAGAACUGUGCAGAUCUUGUCGGGUAUUAUUGGCUGCAGACUAAACCGGGCUUGACAGGCUAGUCUCCCUGUCGAAGCAAGGGCGGGAUCGCGUUGAGAAAGAGGGCGUUAUGAAAGUGGAUACUGGAGUAGCCAUGUCGGCUCCGACUCAGUUGUGUUUUGCUGGGCAAUAAUGUCCUGUCGUGGAUCUCAAAUGGCGCCAGUUUCGUCUCUGUGCUUUGUACUGCGCAUGCUCAAUGAGCUUUGUGUGUCAAAGCUGCUCCUCGUGCGUUGUAGUUUGUUUGAUUUAUUAACAGAUUGGAGUGUUUUUUUUCUUAAUUUAUUAAUCUAUAUUAAUGUUUUUAGUUAAAGUGACGGUUUAGAUGUGAAAAGGAAGUCUUGGGAUCGAUUAAAGAAAGAAACAACGACAGCUAACGCCGACUGCAGAGAGAUACAGAGGAGAGAGUUGAGAAGCUGAUACAUUUCCCAGUAAGCGCGUCCCGUUUGGUCCUGCUGCAGCGCUCUUUUCUGUGAGAACGGAUCAGCUUCACUCAAAGGAAGUUUCUGAGAUGGAAGCAGCUCACAUCAGCCCAGAGCUUCCUAUUCGAUGGGUUGUUUCUGCAGACAGGACUGUUGAGAUCAAGGAGGAAGUGACUGAGCUGGGGUGUGACCAGGCCAAUGAGCGGAUCCUGCAGGAGGAAACGCCACCUUCUAGCAUCACUGAGAGAGGUACUGGUAUGACACUGGUACGUCUUGGUAGAAGAGAAGAAUCAGAAAUGGCAUCUUCUCACAUUAAAGAGGAGACUCCUGAACUGGAACCUGUCCUCGCCAAAGAAGAAGUCACAGUGCUGGGACCUGUCCACCUUGAAGAGAAGAGUCCUGUAUUCGACCUUUUGCGGUCCUGUUUCGGAUCUGGUCCGACAUCGCAAAAAUCUCUUUCCAGUCCGUUGUCGGACCCUGUCCGACAUUGCCGAAAAAGGCAGAAAAAAACCAAGACAACUAAUUCCCUAAUCGUCUCUGAUCAGAGAGAAGGCGGAAACAACCAAAUAGACCAUUUACAAACUGAGGAAAGCCGAAUUGAACAGACAGAGACUGAGACGCACAGAGAAAAACUGGCACAGAGCAGGCAGAGAGAGUCACUGCAGCCUGAAGAACUUGCACAGAUGAUGGAUGAGGCAGAAAGUCCAGACGAAAGCGGUUUGGAUGAUGAUUUUGAUCAAUCCAGCGACGAGGAGGCAGUAAAUUUUUUGCUUAAUGAGGACUCUGAGGAAUCCGAGAAAUGUGACCACGAACCAGACACACAGCCGGAGGAGGGAUGGAAACAAGCACCUGUAAGCGCGGAUGCUUUCACAAAACUCCCAUUUACUGUGAGAAAUAAGGGAUUUCAAGGGAGUACGACUUUGAGAACCGAACUGGAGUUUUUUCAGCUGUUUUUCACAGACGCUCUGUGCACUGAAAUUGUAAAUGAAACCAACAGACAUGCGAGUGUAAAACUAACAGGACCGCGGUGUCACAACUCUAUUUGGAACUCCUGGAAACCUGUUACGUUACCUGAGAUGAAGGCGUUUUUUGGUGUCGUGCUGAACAUGGGACUGAACGUAAAAACGGACAUAAAAGAAUACUUCUCUGGGGAAUGGCCCGACAGAAUGCCGUUUUUCAAAGAUGUGUUCAAGAGAUCGCGUUUCUUGCAGAUAUUUUGGAUGCUGCACCUUUGCCCUCCCCCCACCCAGGUGCCUCAGACUGCUUUUGUUAGCAGAGGACAAAAGGUCAGGAAUGUGGUCAGCUACAUAGACUCAAAAUGCCGCGAGCUGUUUAUCCCAGGUAGAGACAUUUGCAUUGAUGAGAGCACCGUUGGCUUCAAAGGAAGAAUUAUCUUCAAGUGCUACAAUCCUCAGAAGCCUACCAAGUGGGGGAUGCGUGUGUUUGUUUUAGCUGACUGUGAAACGGGUUAUGUCUCUGCUAUUGUUCCUUACUUUGGCAGCCCAACGACAGACUCCCUGCCAAGACCUGACAUGCAGUUCUCAUCAAGGAUUGUCCUUCACCUGUGUAAAACAUUGCUGAGGACAACAAACGGACACGGCUUUCAUUUGUUUACAGACAGAUUUUACACGGGGUACGACCUGGCCAUGGAGCUGCUCAAAAUAAAAAUCCACCUUACUGGAACAAUAAUGGCCAACAGAAGAGGAUUGCCAGCACCCGUGAAGCAAGGUCUCAAACUGAAAACAAACGAGCCAGUCUCAUUCAGCAAGGACAACAAGGUCAUGGUGCUGGGAUGGAAGGACAAACGGCUAGUGCUCAUGUUGAGCACCUUCCAUGGCAGCGACUGUGAGAAGGUACAACGCACCAUCAAGAGAGGAGCAAUUGAAGAGCUGGAGAAGCCUUCAGUGAUCUGUGAUUACACCAGCAAGAUGGGUGCAGUGGACCGGGCGGAUCACUACUGUGCCAGCUACGCUUUCUCGAGAAAGUCUGUGAAGUGGUGGAGGAAGAUGUUCUUUUGGCUACUGGAAGUAGCCAUUGUGAACAGUGCUAUCCUGUUCAAUUUGAUGAAGGUAGAAUCUGGACAGUUACCGGUCCGCCAUAAAACCUUCAGGAAAGCCUUACUGGUACAACUGGUGGGAAAUGUUCGCAACACUGGCUCGAGAAAACGCGGUCGUCCGUCAUCCGUAGACAGAGAAGACAGACUGAAUGGAAAGACACAUUUCCUCGCCAAAAAGGAAUCGAAGAGCACCAAAGACUGCACAGUGUGCAGUGACAGAAAGAAAAAAGGGGGGAGGAGAGAGACUGUGUGGUUCUGCAAAACCUGCUCAAGGAAGCCAGGGUUACACCCAGGUGACUGUUUUGAAAGGUUCCACACCAUGGACAAAUACAGGUGAUUUCUGUGUG
Molecule: messenger RNA, 2986 nt
Organism: Acipenser ruthenus (sterlet)
Lineage: Eukaryota; Metazoa; Chordata; Actinopteri; Acipenseriformes; Acipenseridae
Product: piggyBac transposable element-derived protein 4-like
Exons: 4
Coding region: 673-2976 (767 amino acids)
Source: RefSeq, a predicted model, not a curated record